Molecule: messenger RNA, 1026 nt
Organism: Paramecium tetraurelia
Lineage: Eukaryota; Ciliophora; Oligohymenophorea; Peniculida; Parameciidae
Exons: 3
Source: RefSeq, a predicted model, not a curated record
AUGAUAACGACUAUUAAGACUAAUAAUAAAAAAAUUGAAAGAGAUUUAGCACAUCUAUUAAAAGCUCUCGCCUCUUGGGAAAUUCAUAUUGAGAAUUAUAGAAUCGCUGAAACAGAACAUCAUCACUUCGAUAUUCAAUUAGCAUUCGAAUAACUAGACAAGUUAGGGAGGGGCUAUAUUACAAAGAAGAAAUUUCAUGAUUUUCUUACAGAAGGCCAAGUGCAUUGUUCAUUUAAAGAAUGGGAGUUCCUUCAUUCCUAUUGUUUUAAGAUUGAUGAUGUUAAUCUUGAAACAUUUAUCAAUUUCAUCUUACCGUAAUCAUCUUAAAAGAAAACCACCCCCAGUGUUAAAGAAAGUACUAAUCAAGUUAUGGCACAAUGGAAUAGGGAAUUUAUAUUGAGAUUUUUUGAAAGAAUCAUUAUUUCAACAAGAGAACUUAAUCAAUUAAAAUAUGAGUUACAUUAAUGGGUCUAUUAUGACAUUCAUGAAAUUUGGAAAGUCAUUAGUAUCAAAUAUCCAACGAAAAAGACAGGAUAUUUAGCAGAAGAUUCAAUUAGAGAUCUAAUUGAAUAAUAUGGAUUCCAUUUUAGUAGAGAAGAAUUUUAGGCAUUAAUAAAGAUUUUAAAAUGCGAAUAACAUUAAGAUUACUUGACAUAAAAGCAAUUAUACAGUCUUAUUUCUCCUCCAGUAUUUCUCGUCUCUAAUUCAUAUUUGUAAGAAGAGACAACGGAUUCAAAAAAACAAAAAGAAUCAUAGACUUAUGAUCAUUAGAAGUAUAGAAAAGGUUUUGAUCUAAUCAGGGAGGAGAGACCAAAAUCAUUAUUUGAUUCAAAUUAUAUGGAUAAGCUGAGGGAACAUUAUAAAUAACAUAAGCUUGAAAACUAGAAUUAUGAAUCAGAUUUGAGGAAUUAGACAUUGUAAUUUAAUAACUAUUUCUCUUCAAAUUACUCUUAACUUUAAUAAUCUUUAUAUAGAGUUGAUACUGUUUAUAAUUAAUAUGGAGGAAGGAUUAGAUAUUAUGAAUGA